UAUAUGUAGAAGUAUUUAUUGAACAACAAUAUAUAUAUAUAAAUAUUCGGUUCUCAAGAGCACGAGUGUGUAAAAAACCGCGACAAAAGCGAAUCUUUGAAAUAAUGGUCGCCGACACGGAUCCAAAGAUCUUCAGAUUGUCGCAGAGCAAACCGUUGCUUAUGAUGAUGCUGAUGCAGUCGCUGGAGGAACAGGUGCAGGCCGAUGAGGACAUGGACUCGAAUGUGCCGACUGUUACCAUGCCGCCUGCCGAUCUGGACAUAGUGGAUCCACUCUCUCAAGGGCAAAUUGAGACGACCAUCGAGAUAAUGGAGAUCACCGACGAAUGCGACGACCUCAACACAAUGGAAGUGGCCGAGGAAUGUCACGUCGAUGAAUAUCACGAAGACGAUUCAAUGAUGAUGGAAGGCGAUCACAACAACACCAGCUACAAGUGUCAUGACUAAGACCAUGAUUGCCAGUGGGGGGAUUGGGAUUGGGGGAGUUUACGAACGCAUCAAUUCCAGCAACGUUUCUUAGUCAGGCAUUUAGAAUUUAGAAUUAAGAAUUUAUAAUUGAGAAUUUACAACAUUAAAAUGUCCAUUAAGCAUA
Molecule: messenger RNA, 591 nt
Organism: Drosophila virilis
Lineage: Eukaryota; Metazoa; Arthropoda; Insecta; Diptera; Drosophilidae
Source: RefSeq, a predicted model, not a curated record